Messenger RNA from Colletotrichum costaricense, 489 nucleotides. RefSeq lists its product as uncharacterized. The transcript has a single exon. The record is from RefSeq and is a predicted model, not a curated record. Lineage: Eukaryota; Fungi; Ascomycota; Sordariomycetes; Glomerellales; Glomerellaceae. Bases 1 to 489 code for a protein of 162 amino acids.
AUGAGUGAAAUCAAGACACCAUGUCCCUCUACUAAUGGCGGCUCGGCUUCUCAAGCAAUACCAGUGAAUUCAAAGGCUGCCAAGAAAGCUGCUAAGAAAGCUGCUAAGAAAGCGUCAAAACGGUUCAUCAAAGAACAGUCUUUGAGAGAAGCUCAAGAGACACUGGAAUCUGGCGUGGCCAUCGGGAGGCUAUUCCACAAAGACAAACUAGUGGACAAACCCCAGGCAGUCUAUGUUGAUACCUCCAGCACCUUGAGCAACUUUUCAGCGCCAACAGUAACAGUAUAUGGAAUGGAUUUUGCAAGCCACGAUCUGCCUGGACAUAAAAGGAAAGAUAAGAACAAAAGAAAGAAGGCGACGGCGGUUGCGAGCAUCACUGCGGAAGAUGCGCAAGUCACCGCGUUCACACAGCCUACAAGGGAAUAUGCAUACAGCUGUCUUGGACCAGUGGACCCCAGCGCGCUGAGGAAGUCCUACUGGGUAGACUGA